AUGGCGCAAGCUUCCCAUCCAACACUUAUUAAUCUCCCACCCCCCGACUCCAAUCCAGAGACUCCAAAUGAGAUGCCGGGUACGCCUACAAGUACCACCACAUCCCUCAGUGCGCUCUCGACAACCGCUAUCAAGGAUGGCCACCGUGGUCAUCUCCCCAGUGGCCCGCUCGACCGUGGCCACCAGCAUAACCCCUCCACAACUAGCCUCGAAGCCGAACGGGCUGAUCGCAUUUCUCGACUUGCCGGCCUCGAACGCGUGUCCACACUCCGUGCGCCUCCCCAGGUCCAGACGGGCGGAUCUACUGGCGCUUCGUCACUGUCUCCCCAAACAACACCGACUUCGACCGGCUUCCCUCCCAACUAUCCCGCCACCCACCCAUUGACACCCGCCUACUUUGAUAACAAUGGCCAGCCAGUUGCUGUCACCAAGAUGAGCACUGUAGGGACCGCUAGUGCAACGGAGAGCCAUGUUGGCGAGGGUGAUGAUGUCAGAACAACAGCCGGCGAACGCGAUGAGGAUAUGUUCAGUACGGAUACAAACUACCGCGGUGCUGGUUCAGUAGCCAGCACAGCGCCGGAUCCUGAUGCUAUGGACGAAGAUCUGGACCGACUGGGUACCGCGUAUGAUGACCGGAUGAGUGAUGAUGGCUCUGCAUCCUUGGUCGGCUUUGGUGAAGGUGCUGGAAGCACCGUAUCCGGACCUAUUUACCAUCGACGACCCGUACCAGGCUCAGCAGCUUCAUGGAAUCUGGAGCGCACAAACUCCGGACUUAGUGAAUCUCGGAGGGAUCGCGAUACCCCGAUGGCAGGAGGUGGCGAGACCCCCGUCACCCAGGCAGCAAUCCAGGAACGCCGAGAUGCUCGGAUGAUAGACGGGGUUGCUGCUGAUCAUGCUCAAAAUCCGCGUGAGACUGAGCAAGGCGGCUUCGUCGAUACCACUUUCCGCGGACCUGUCCCCGAAACAAGAUCGCAUGACUAG
This is a messenger RNA of Clonostachys byssicola, 981 nucleotides long. The record is from the annotation of a GenBank genome assembly. NCBI's taxonomy places the organism in Eukaryota, Fungi, Ascomycota, Sordariomycetes, Hypocreales, Bionectriaceae.